AUGAAGAGCAUCCUGUGUUCUGCACUACUAGUACAUGUACUGCUGGCAACCGCAGCCACAGCCACAGCCACAGCCACAGCCACAACUGCAAGCAACAAUACAGGCAGCAAUACUACUACGAGCAGUACAACAAGUCCAACAAGUAGUCCAGGCAACUGUGUGGCAGGAGGUUCUGGAUUUGGCUAUGCGUUUGACUGGACUCGUCCCGACACGAUCAGUCUGAAAUGGAGCGACAUUCCCGCGGGUCGUCACACAGUGGAAUACUGGUAUCGCAUCACGGAUCUGCACUUGACUUCGAAUCAUAUAGUGUCGUACAGUGCCUACAACGUGCGUGGCUACUUGGGUCAAGGUGGACAACCGUACGAAGCGGCCAACGAGCUCUUCUUCCUUACGCAACCCGAUUCCAUCAGUUUGUGGAGAGGCAGUGGACGCGUCACUCUCCGCACUAGUCAAAAUCCAAGAGUCGGGACCAUCUACGAAAACGAAUGGCGCCAUUUGGCAUAUGUCUUCAACAGUUACACAAAUCCUCCGCUCGUCCAGUUCUUUCUCGAUGGACAGCAGUUGGACUUUGCGAGCACGCAAAUCACUCUCACUACCAACGGAACUCACACUGACGCUGACUCUGGGUCUGACUCUCAGGAGGUCACUUACGAAAAGGCGCCCUUCUCAAACGAUUGGGAUCUGCCAGAGCACCCCGAUGCCAACGAGUACUACGGAGUCGACCAGCAAAAACAAGUCAAAGUCGUCGAGAAUCCUUGUCUGCUGGCAGAAAAAGCAGAACGAUUCCAGUGGUCGGACGUCGUAUGGGUCCCGCUGCAAUCUACUACUAGUACCAGUAGUACUGCAGAAUGCACAAGGGAGGAACAAGCCCUUCUAGUGGCUGCGGCUGGAGCAUACGCUCUCGUCUUUGAAAAAAACAGCAGUGAACCACUCUUUGUAGAAGAUGAUACAACAGCAUCAAAUGCCGGUUCCUUCCGCUACACCAAGUUCUUUAUUCCGGUCAUUGCCAUUACGACCCCCACGAUCGUGCCCACACACAUGAAUUUCACUCGCACCAAAGAUCCUCUCUCCUACGCUCCCGACUUUUCCGGACUCGUGGAACCCAAUGGCGUACUGGCUCUAGGACAAGAACCUGAUCGACCCUGGGGAGAUUUCGAUCCACAGCAAGCGGCCAAUGGAUGUCUCGAUGAAUUCAGAGUUUGGUCGUCCGCAAGGACCCCUCAGCAAAUCAAAGACAAUUACAAAUUGGCCAUCGACACAAACACCGAUCCCACUGCCAAAGACUUGCAUCUAUACUGGAAUUUCAAUCAACCCACGCAAGGCGCACUCUCCUUGACCACCGAUUCGUCUCCCAAUGGCACACAUCCAGGACUCGUCGGAAAUUUACCUACCAUUGCCAAUGAAAUGACCUUUUCCAAUGGAGACCCCAAAGCGCCACCGACACCUCCGCUACGCAUACCCACACAGGCGUGUCCACUUGUGGGAUACAACCAAGAAGUGGUCGUCGCUGUCAACACACAAGCACCCAAUGCCUUUACCACCUUUGAGCUCAAAUCGUUCGAUCCAGAUGGAGACGAUCUGAUCACGACUCUUCUUUCGAUUCCACCACCAGAACUGGGCACCUUACACUCAACAACGAGCAGUGAACCCCUGGCUGUGGGAGACAUAGUUACGGAUCUCGAACGAACAGAAAAUAAGCGCGUCGUCUUUGUUGUGACUGCCGACAACAACAACAACAACAACAACAACAACAACAAUACUUUUGCACAAGGCAUUACCUUUCAAUAUCAAGUGCAGGACAAGACGUUACAUGUCUCCACCGCAACGGUCAGGCUCGUACCUCACGUUGUAGAAGAACCAAACUCCAAAAAUAUCACCAUUCCAGAAGACAAACUAUCCUACUUCUCCCUGGGUCGACCCAGUCAAAUCACACAAGCACUCAUGCAAGUCGUCAUUACACAACUCCCACAACGUGGAACCCUCUAUCAAGCACAAUUCAAUCCAAAUCUGCGACCCGCCUACACGUCCAUCGCCUUGUCUCUCAAUCAAUACGGGGAAAUGCAAGCCAUCACGGAACCGCAGGCUCUGGUCGAGAACGAACGGGGUAUUGUCAUGUAUUUACCAGAAACCAAUGCAGCGAGUGCCACUCCGGACGAAAUUUUUGACACGUUUGCCUACAAGUUUGUCGACACGGCCAGUGGGCUCGAAAGUGCCACCGAGGCGACACUGGGCAUUUCGGUGCAAGCUGUGAAUGAUGCACCCGCAUCCAUCAAUGCAUCCGCGGUGGUGAUUCCGGGUGAGCAGCAGGAUACGGCGGUCGUGCUGACAUUGACCAGCACCGAUGUGGAUCUGGACGCCGCCGAAAGCUUUGCCACUCGACCGUAUGCUCGUGUCACACACUUCCCACUGUUGGGACAACUCUAUCAAUACAAUGCUUCAUCAUCCGAUGAAGAUGAAGACCACAACAACAACAAAGGUGCCUACCUAGAUCCUUCCGUGACGGCAGUCCCGCAGACGUUUGCAUGGGCAUCUAACGUCCUUCGCUACUCGAGUCAAUACAGUCAAUGCGGAGCAGCCUGUUAUGAGUGGCGCAAUCCAGACUGUACAUCGACCGACCUUCUCUCCGGUGGUUGGGAAACUGGAUCUUGUUCUGCCACUGGAUGGCACGCCAGCGGCAUUCUAGGUCCACCAGAUGUGUAUCCUGUCUAUGUUGAUUCCAAGAACAGUUGGGACUUGAGCGAAGAGAACGAAGGCCACGAAUGGAUUGAACUGGAGUUUCCCUUUCCUGUAUUCAUCAACGCAUUUGAAGUGUACGAGACACAUAAGCCUGGAUCAGUAUGGAGAAUCUCGACUACGGGUGAGUACCUCGACGACCCCGAUGAAACUUGCAUUCGGGAGACAUGCUCCACAAAGACCAAGUGGCAGACGUUAUGGACCAAGCCACAGGAAACCGUCACAUCUGGAUUCGAACGUGCUACAAUUUUCUCCCCUCCACUCUGUCCAAGCACCGUCAAGAGUAACCUGGUCAGGAUGGACAUUGACACAUCUCGAGCUCUUGGUUGGAAUGGGUUCGAUGCAGCCAAAGUGACAGGAUCUCUUGCCGCACCUCCCGGCCUGGUCAACGACCCAUCGAAUCGUCUCGUGUAUGCGCCCUUGACAGGAGUGCAUGGUGUCGAUCAAUUUUCGUUUGCGUCGUCUGAUUGUCUUGGUGAAGGAGAGGACGCAAUAUUUACGGUGACAAUCGAAGCUCCUGCGGGCGUGAACGACAAUGUCUUUUAUCAACAAGAACUCAUUUUUCCACUGGAGCCUGGUCAAGUCGAGUCCAUAGAGCUGGAUCUGUCACAGACGCUUGAGAAUAUUCAAGAAGUGCUGCAGCGAGAGCCGACAAAUUUGACCGCAGCGAUUGCGUUCACGAAUGCGCUCGGCUCCAACGAAGACGCCUUUGUCAACAUUUCAUUGACUGAUCCCAACGUGACACUAGAGCUGGGUGUAGAACGUCGUGGAGCUCCCUUUUCGCACGUUGAUAUUUGGUUUUUGGACAAUGAGCUGGGUCGAAACAUGACCUUCCGUGUCCGCUACUGGAUACUGCCACAGCUGGAAUGUGUUAAUGGCAUUGAAGAUAUUGACCAAGGGAUAUGUAUUUGCACGAGUAGCCAGUGGACAGGCGAGGUAUGCUCUGAAGAAGUCAGCAACGAAGUCAACCUGGGACUGGCGAUCGGCAUGCCGAUAGCUGCGGUGUUGAUCGUGGGAUUGAUCACCUACUUUUAUUGCGAGGGCCGCCGCAAGCAGAAUGACUCUGUGUGGCACGUUAAAAAGGAGGAACUUAAGUUUGGAGAUCCCCCCGAAAUCGUUGGGAGAGGAACGUUUGGUGUGGUUCUUUUGGCAGAAUAUCGUGGGACUCAAGUCGCAGUGAAGCGAGUUAUUCCUCCAAAGUCCAGCGGAAAGAAGGACGAUCGACUGGACAUAACUGAUCAUAACGAUUCCACUCAUCGCUCGGGUUCGAAAUCAAGUGCUGGGCUGCAGUCGGGUUCGUUUGGGCGGUCAUCAGCUGUGGGCGCACUAUCCGGGAUGAACUUGGUGUCGGGGGCGACAUCAAUGGUCGGGAUGGGAUCAAUGUGGAUGACCUCUAUGGUGGGAGGGGGUUCGCAGACAGAACAGAUGGAAAUUAUCCAAAGGAAGAGAAUGAAGUUGGAGUUUAUCGAAGAAAUGAGAUACUUGAGCAAAUUGAGACAUCCCUGUGUAACAACCAUCAUGGGUGCAGUCCUGGGGAAAGAUCCAAUGCUGGUCAUGGAAUACAUGGAUCAUGGCAGUUUGUAUGAUUUAUUACACAAUGAGACUAUGGUCAUAGAAGGGGAUCUUCUUGUCAACGUACUGAGAGAUAUCUCCCAGGGGAUCCGAUUCCUGCAUUCAGCAACGCCUCAAGUAAUCCAUGGUGACUUGAAAGCUGCCAAUAUAUUGGUGGAUACCAAGUUUCGAGCGAAAGUUGCAGAUUUUGGGCUUUCCCAAAAGCAGAAUCUCGGUGGUACCGGAACUCCGUUUUGGAUGGCUCCAGAGCUGCUACGAGGCGAGAGUGCCAACACGGCUGAAAGCGACAUUUACUCGUUCGGAAUGAUUCUUUUCGAGGUGUAUUCAAGACGCGACCCGUACGAAGAUGAGGACGCCCAUGAAGUUCUGCGUUUGGUUGCUGACCGGCAGGUCAUGAAGCGCCCUCCAGUCCCGAGAUACAUGCCCGAAAAGAUGAAGUCCCUCAUGACCGAUUGCCUUGACGACAACCCAGAGCAGCGACCUUCCUCGGAAGAAGUCGACGUUCGCAUCAAACGUAUGGAUGUGAAAAAUGUUGACCCUGGUCAAGCAAACGUCAAGGCUUCGUCGGCUUCGUUGUUUGACGUAUUCCCCCGCCACAUAGCAGAGGCCUUGCGCGAUGGCCGUACUCCUGAUCCUGACCAUCGUGAUUCGGUGACUAUUUUCUUCUCUGAUAUUGUCGGCUUCACCAAUUUGUCAGCAACCCUGGAACCUCGGAAAGUUGCUCAGAUGUUGGACCGAUUGUACACCAAGCUCGACGCUCUGACGCAUAAACAUGAUAUUUUCAAAGUGGAAACCAUUGGUGAUGCUUAUAUGGCGGUGACAAACUUGGUCAAGGAACAGGACGACGACCACGCCAGACGCAUAGCACUUUUUGCCAUCGAUGCGAUUGCUGCAGCUAACGACACCAUCAUCGAUGCUGAUGAUCCUGCAAAGGGUCAUGUCAACAUACGAGUCGGAUUCCACUCUGGGAGCGUGGUGGGUGACGUGGUUGGGACGCGUGCACCUCGGUACUGCCUGUUCGGGGAUACGGUCAACACAGCUUCUCGCAUGGAAAGCAACUCGGAAGUCAAUCGAAUUCACUGUUCACGGGCAGCCGCACAGCUUCUUCACACGCAGUGCCCAGAUUUGCCAUUAACGUCACGUGGGAAGAUUUCAGUCAAGGGGAAAGGUAAAAUGCAUACGUAUUGGGUGAAUGAAGGUGGAUCUACUCGAAGGAAGGGGUCAAGCUUUUUUGACCUGAACGACUCGUUCGGUGUGAUUUCAACGGGCAUGGAUGACAGCGACAUUGAAGCGCCGCCUCCAGAGACGAUUCCGAAGGAAGCAUCUAAUAAGAGGACGACUCAGCUUGCUGGUGCGACGCUUGAGAAUGUUCCCGAGGAACCUGAGGAAUCCAUGGAAUUCUUCUCUGAUGAAUUUGAUGUAGAGGAGUCCUUCGCAGUGGAGGUUCCCGAACCUGAGAUGGCUCCUCCUCCAAUCAUCGCUCCUCCUCUGGUCGUCAAAAGCUCCCUGUCCCUGUUUGAGGAUGAGAUCGAGGUGUAG
This is a messenger RNA of Seminavis robusta, 5844 nucleotides long. NCBI's taxonomy places the organism in Eukaryota, Bacillariophyta, Bacillariophyceae, Naviculales, Naviculaceae. The record is from the annotation of a GenBank genome assembly.